Messenger RNA from Trichobilharzia szidati, 3671 nucleotides. The record is from the annotation of a GenBank genome assembly. NCBI's taxonomy places the organism in Eukaryota, Metazoa, Platyhelminthes, Trematoda, Strigeidida, Schistosomatidae.
CCACCCUGUAAUACAGCAUUAACUACUAGCUCACAUAAUGGCUUGAGUGCAAUUCUAACUCCUGUGAUACAGAUGAAAGAUGUUCUGUUAGAGAACUCUGAGAUCUGUAAAUUAGACCUCCUUGUGAAAGAUAUCCAAAGGCAAGUAAAUGAACUUCAGAAAAAAUUAGGUCAGUUUGAUAGAAUGUCACUGCCAUUGUCAAAUAUCACGGAGAGCAGUUCUGAUAUUGGCCAGGUUAAGUCUUUGCUGGAUGUAACUCAAAGCAAGCUUUCGGAUUUAGACCCAAUAGCCUGUAUGUUAAGAAAGCAUUCUAAAAUGUCUCCAGACACCCUUAAUAAGGCUGAAAAUAUGAUUGACUGCUUGGCUGCGGAGGUGAUGAAGCGUAUAACCUCUUCUCACCAGGCUAUAGUUUACAAUGUCCCAGAUUCUCUUCCUCUGAAGACUGUUAAACACAAAAUCCUGAUUUGUUGCGGCAUGGCCAGUGUUCCAUGUGAAUGCAAAAGACUUCGUAAAAAGUCUAACCAGGCUAACUGUCCCAUUAUUUUUAAGUUCAGUAAUUCCCUUGAUUCUAGUAAGUUUAUUAAAUGCCAGGAUCACCUAAGACUGAACAGUAGUUAUAAGUCCAUAACCAUAGCUCAAGAUAAAACACCGUGUCAGCGCAGAAUGAUGCGGAGUAAUAACCUGGUCACCUCCUCUAGCGUAGAAUUACCCAAAAACGUUCGUGCACAGCAACAGUCACCUAAUGCUGACAUUAGCAUUCAGCAGACCACACAACAACCACGCAUGGCAAUGGAACUAGGGACUGAUUUAGAUACCAGCACCCCUGUAAAUAACGUCUCACCAAAAGAUGUUAAAAUAGGUAGAACUGUUGCAAGUCGUUCCAAGAAAUUCUUACCCAAACGUGGUGACCUAACCACAAUGAACAAAUUUCGCCGGGUUGAGACUAAUGAUGGGGAAGAAUACUUUGUAUUCAAUAAGCUUGCUGAGAGUAAGACUGUCAAAAAACCCUCACCUCUUACGAAAAGUUCCUCUCGAAACACAAGUAUAUCUGGUGGUUUUCAGUAUGCUCCACCUUAUAGAAAGUCAGGCCCAAAAACCCCCAAAGUCUUACAACCAAAGCACCUUCCCUUUCAAUUUCCUUUAAGUUAUAAAACCAACACGAAGGUGUGUACCGGUAUGAUGGAUAGCACGUGGAUGGGUAGACCAUUUGAUGCUAUGCUUUUUAACCGUCAACCCAGGCCCAACAUCUACUAUCCUUAUAUCCAGGAACAAAUGGUAAAUUUUCCACGUGUCCCGAAUCACUGGUACGACCCAUGGCACCUAGGACCACCUCACUGCACUCUAACCCCGAUGCACAGACACCCAGUCCAACCCCUGUAUCAUUCAUAAACUCUUGCAUUGUUGACGCACAAACAGAGUUAGGUUAUGGUGAUAUCUUAAGCCAGUUUGUAGUAUCCCGUGACUUAUUCACGAUAUUGCUAAUUAAUGCGCGUUCCUUAAUCAAUAAGAUAUCUGAACUAAGGGCAUUAUUAUUUAUCGCCAAGCCUACUGUAGCUUUGAUUACUGAAUCAUGGUGCUCAUACUCUGUACUUGAUGUGCAUAUAGGCAUAGAUGAUUACACUGUACACCGUGCAAAUAGAGACAGCAAGCGUGGUGGAGGAUGUCUCAUAUAUAUACAUAACUCAUUCGUAGCCAGUAAGGUGGAAGAUGAAAUACUGAACGAUGUACCUGAUUCACUCUGGGUCGUCUUACAAGGAGAUAAGUACAAGCUUCUCAUAGGCUGUGUUUAUCGAGCACCAAGCUCAACCAAAGAAACUGAUGCGUUAUUAGCUAAAUCAUUCGCACACGCCUCAUCGUUUAGUACUAAUUACAAAAUAAUUGCAGGGGACUUCAAUCUUCCAGAAGCCAAUUGGUUAAGUAGUUCCGGCCCGCAACGCUUCGACGAAUUACUUGCCACUAUCGAUUGUUAUGGAUGGCAGCAACACGUCCAGACACCUACUCGUGGUGACAACAUGUUGGACCUUGUGUUUUGUCAUGACACAAUCCCAGUCUCCACCUAUGUUGGUAACAGAUUUUCCAGUAGUGACCAUAGAAUGGUGCUCUGCUCUCUGCCUUUCUCACCACUAAAUACAGGAAACAAACAGGAUUCAGGGAGCUUGAUUUGUCGUAGUUACAAACAUACAGACUGGGGAUUAGUCCAAGAACUCAUUCGACUCUGUCACUGGGAUGAAUAUUUUACCACUGACUCCCUGGAGACUGUAGUGUCCCUAUUUUACAGGAAUGUUAUCCUUUGUCUAGAUACUGUUGCUCCUAAGAAGGUAGUGAAAUUAAGUAGACACCAAGCUGAUUACAUUCCGAGGGCAUGCCGCAAUAAGUUGAGGAAGUUGAAGAAACAGUACUAUUCAACUAAGGAUAUAUCACUACUGCACUCAAUCCAUGAGUCUCUUGAAUCUGUCAAGCGCCAACGCUCUCAAAAGGACCUCGACGAAGAAUUAAGGGCACUUGAAAGCACCUCCAAAGUUUAUAACUUAACAACGCUUCUUAAAAAGCGAAUGCAGUCGACGAGGGACAUCCCCUAUUUACUUCAUGACAAAGUUAUCUACAAUGAGCCUUCCACCAUCUGUGAAAUAUUCAGUGAGUGGUUUGCAAACUUCAGUUUAGAAACGCGCAUUCCUCGUGACACCGGCCCCCUUACUAGUUCUUUCCUCGGAAGCAUAGUGUUCACCGACCAAUUAAUAGAACAGGCAGUUAAAAGCCUGAAACCUUCCACUAGCACGGGACCAGAUGGCCUUGCUUCCAUAAUUUUCAAAAACAGUGGGUGUGAUAUACCCCUACUACUUCUUAAAUUCUUCUCGAUAUCUAUGGACACUGGCACUUACCCUAAUGAGUGGAAAACUAGCUUCAUAAUUCCACACCAUAAAUCCGGUGAUAAGGCAAACGUCCGCAAUUACAGACCUAUAAAUAUAACCCCAGUUGUCUCGCGAGUCAUGGAGAAAGUUGUCAAAGAUCAGUUGUCAGACUAUCUACUUAAGGAAGAUCUUGUUACAAGGUCUCAACACGGAUUUCUCAAAAAUAGGUCUUGCGUUACUUGCCACUUCGACUUUUUCAACUGCGUCACUAGUAGUCGCGAAGCACGUAAGCUAGUUGUUGUUCUUUACUUCGACAUAUCUAGGGCAUUUGACAUGGUAUCUCACAGCAUUCUCUUUGAGAAGCUGUAUUCAUGUGGGAUUCGCAAUCCAUUACUGAGCUGGUUAAAAUCCUUUCUAAGCAAUAGGGUACAAAUAACCAAGGUUGGAUCUGUGUUGUCUCAUCCCAGACAGAUCACAAGUGGGGUUGUGCAAGGUAGUGUCCUAGGUCCACUUUUAUUUACAGUAUACAUUAACAGCAUUUGCAACUGCUUCACCUCAGGUAAAUCAUUCCUAUAUGCUGACGACCUCAAAGUCGUUUACUCCUGCCACGCUCAUGAACUAAGCGAUAUGGUGAAUAAAAUACAUCUUGAACUAAGUAGUCUCGCAACAUGGUGUACUGAAUCCUGUCUUAAGUUCAACAUUGAUAAAUGCGCUUGUCAUUUUGUCUGAGUCCGCUAAGAAUAAACGGGCAGUAUUCUAAAAUAGGUCGGACACAUACUUUAUAUAAUAAAACCCUAGUUUCACAACAAAAGAAAUUGCGAG